This is a messenger RNA of Camelina sativa (false flax), 887 nucleotides long. RefSeq lists its product as uncharacterized. NCBI's taxonomy places the organism in Eukaryota, Viridiplantae, Streptophyta, Magnoliopsida, Brassicales, Brassicaceae. The record is from RefSeq and is a predicted model, not a curated record.
UUGAAGAAGAUUUGUUUGGAUCCUUUGUCUGGUCCGAUUGGGGGAAAAAGCAUGGAGGAGAAGUAGAAGUUGUGGUCUAAAGAAAGCAGUUUCAAAAAAACCAAAUUUUAAAGCUUUUUGGGAGAGCAAGUUUGUUCCUUUAUGUGACGGAUUGAUUAGAGUUUUGAGUUUUAGAAUGGGUUUUUUUAAGAAGUUGGCUGGUGUGUUUGGAUUUGGCCAGGAAGUGUUGAAAGAUGACGAUGAUGAUAGAGGGAUCCAUGAUUCCGGUGACGGAGAUAAGCCGAGAUUUCGUGAAACUGGACUACCAAGGAAAGGAUUUGGAGUUCCAGUUCAAGUUGCUGUUGAAAGGUCCAAUCUUGCUCCUCUUCUUCAUCCUUGCGCCGCCGCAGACGGUGGUAUUCAGGGACUAAGAUGGUAUACGAAACGACUAAGGGUUGAUGAAGAUGGAGAUGUUGCAGAUGAGUUUUUGGAAGAGGGGCGGGAGAAACCGACAAACGCAGAAGAUGAUGAUCAUAACUGUAAUAAGACUAUGCCAAGACUCCAAAUUAAGCGCAAAACGAAACCUGCAAAAGUAAGAAGACUAGUUGUGUCUUCUGAUGGGAAACUCCAGCAGUGUAUUGAACAUCAAGGGAGGUUAUUUAUAGUAUGAAUGAUUUUGAAACACAUAGAGGUUAGGACAGGUUUCUGUUUCAUCGGAAACAUGGGAUUGACUGUGUAAAGAGGGAAAGCAAAUAGAGUUGCAGACAUAUUGGCGAGAAAGGGCAAUGAUCAGUUUAUCUCUGUUUGUGUCUUUGAACUAUAUUCCAGUUUGGCUUAUCGAGUCUGUAAAAACUGGUUUGAUUCAUCUAUUACUAUGAGAAAAAAUACUAUGAACCAUAUGAAUCGUA